CAGGGUAUUAUGUCACUGUCACGAUCAUGACAUUCGUUGUGGGGAUGAUCUGUCAAAAAAAUGCAGAUAUGUAUGUAUGUAAAUCGUUUCAGUCAAAAAAUCGAAAAUGAACGGCGUAGUUGGUUUGAUGGCUCUUCUAUUUGCGACGGUCGAAGGACAGAUCAACCAAACUUUAGUCGCAUCAUCCACGUCUCAUCCCCAUACGACUGAAGAAACAUUAACUUCUUCAAAAUCGCAUCAGCCAAUAAUCAAAUCAACGACGCCUCCAACAAUUUUGACUACAACAACACCACAAAUAUUUACCACACUUCCACCCAAACUUCUACCACAAGCGACGACAAUACCGCAAAACACAGUAAAAUCAACAUCGACAACCAUACCCCCACUUUUUACAACAAUUGUGCAGCAUCUUGUCCAGAAAAUGACCCCCUUCACAUCACCACGUCCAACAAUUCAAUCAGACUGGCCUCCUCGAAUUAUUAGAACCUUAGCAACAACCAGUCUUCCAGAUUUUCUCGAAAGACGAGCCACCUCACCGUCCCCUCAAAAUACAGAAGGCAUCCCACAUUCCCCCAUUAUUCGGGCUAAACCGAGUACCAAGAAGAAGAGUGGAAAUUCCGCAAAUUCUAAGGCGACCAAUCGAAAAGCUGCGACCAAUGCAAAAGCCUCUACCAAGAAACCCGCGAACAACAAGAAGAAAAAACCAGGAGGUAAGAAACGCGCCCCGAAUCGUGGCGGGGGACAAGUCGGCGGGAGAAAUAAUAACGCUAGAAACCAGGCUGGCGUAACUUUAACCGCCACUGUGAAACCGAAAGCGAACGGGGGAGGGAGUCAGUUGCAGGUGUCGGUUAAAAAUAACCAAAAUAAGGGACGUCAACCCAUCGUGGUGGUCGUCGUGCUGGGCGACGGGAAUAAGAAGAUUGUCAAAGCGAAGGGAAAUGUGCCAAUUAAGGUGAAACAAGGUUGAUGAAGAGGUACACAUUUUGCGGGAUUAUGACGAGGAUUUGUUAUUUAUGAUAAAAUUUAAGAAAUAAAUAAGUACUUAUUUUGGAGAAAGUAUUUGUAUUUUAUUUCAAACAUUUAGUAAAUAUUUGUAAACUUUGUAGCUUCAUCUUUAAAUUAAGCGUCUACUGUAAAUCAAUUCAAAAGCAUUAUAAACUAAAGGUAUUAAUUUGUAAAGAUCUGUACUUACAAAUAUUUACAUAUGCACGUAUGCAAAUAUGUGCAAAUACUUAUGUUGCAAAUGUAGAUACUCUAGAAAAUCUGGGUAGUCACAGUAUGUCUGCUGUCUCUUGGAGUCUCAGAUUAAUCAGGAAAUAAAUAUAUUAGGAAACUUACUUCAUAA
Molecule: messenger RNA, 1345 nt
Organism: Folsomia candida
Lineage: Eukaryota; Metazoa; Arthropoda; Collembola; Entomobryomorpha; Isotomidae
Product: soluble scavenger receptor cysteine-rich domain-containing protein SSC5D-like
Exons: 3
Coding region: 107-967 (286 amino acids)
Source: RefSeq, a predicted model, not a curated record